AUUAACCAUAAUCAUUUGCCAAUCCCCCAAGCAUAAGGAUAAGAUGGCCAGAACGUUUCAACAGGAGGUCACGCCUCAGCAAACUGGACCAUCGUCCUACUCUGUAUCCCCAUCAUAUGAUUGGACUAUGGGCCCAGCUCUAAACGGUGGCUGCAUUGCUGCAGUCAUUCAUUCUGUGGCUGUAAAACAUUUCACCACAACCCUCGCCAAGUACGACCAACCUGAUGUCCUUACCCUCCAUCUCGAAUACCUGCGAUAUUGCAGUACGGAAAAGCUCGACAUCAACAUACUCGAGCUAAAGCGCGGCAGUUCUCACUGCACUAUCCAGCUGCAGGUCUUACAGAAUGAACAGCUCAAGGCCAUCGGUCUUGCAACGUCCACAAACUUCGCCCAAUCUCUUGGGCCCACGUGCAAUACCCAGUGGACUCUGAACCCUCCUCCUGCGUCUAGACCCGACUUUCGUAAGGUUGAAGCCAACGAGCCUGACCUUACAUGGGUUCCCGGACUCACGAAAGGCGAAGUUUUCCCUAUGGGCCGCCGUAUCGUAUCUCUCUAUGAGCGAGGCGGAAUGCAAGUCGAUGGCCUGCUGGAUGGGUGGAAUGGCUUUACCGGGGAAUUCAUGAACGCAACGCACAUAGCUUUCAUGUGCGACUUCAUGCCUUCUAUGGCAGAUACAUUACUACGCAACGGAGAAAUGUAUGAUGGGCGAAAUAACCUCCGCAAGAUGGAAGAGUGGGCAGACAAGAAUCCUGGGGUUGUUUGUGAGAUGGAGACUUCUCUGGCUGAGGCAGCAAAUGCGAAGUUCAGCGAGAAUACGUUGUCUUUGGAUAUCGAAUUUAAGAGGCAACUUCCAAAGGAUGGCCUUCGAUGGAUCUUCAGCCGCGUUGAAACGAAGAAGCUCCAAGGUGGUAGGAUGGAUAUGGAUAUCACGAUAUGCGACGAGGGAAUGGACUUAAUUUGUUCGGCGAGACAAAUCGUCCUCGUUCUAGAUGCAAAGAAAAGGUAUAAUCCUGUCGCGAAAAAGGCGAAUCUAUAGAAGUAUCAGAACAGUCGCUAUAACAUGGUCAAGACGACUUUCGCUUGUGCUAGCAUCUAGGCGCCGUUCUUCGUAUAUAAACCACACAUCUACACAAGGGGGUCGUGCGUUGCGCAGUUGAGUGAUAUAUCUGAUGUAAGCUGGGAAGGAAAUCGUGUUUUGGCAAGAAGAAAGUAUGCAACAAUUAGGAACCAAGGCAACAAUGUAUGCACAAGACUGCAAUACUGUUCUAACCGUUAUACAAUGGCGAUUAAACAAAAGACUAGUAAAGAUCCAGCAUUGUGAUUUUCACUCUCCACCACUACACAAUGAGAAUUACCCAAGUUGCCUUUGUCAGUGUUAAUGCCGGC
Fusarium odoratissimum NRRL 54006 is the source of this 1386-nucleotide messenger RNA. RefSeq lists its product as uncharacterized. The coding region runs from base 44 to 1036 and encodes 330 amino acids. The transcript is spliced from 2 exons. The record is from RefSeq and is a predicted model, not a curated record. NCBI's taxonomy places the organism in Eukaryota, Fungi, Ascomycota, Sordariomycetes, Hypocreales, Nectriaceae.